This is a messenger RNA of Polypterus senegalus (gray bichir), 4293 nucleotides long. It is a transcript of the gene slc1a4, whose product is annotated as solute carrier family 1 member 4. The coding region runs from base 224 to 1828 and encodes 534 amino acids. Gene Ontology annotation, cellular component: plasma membrane. Gene Ontology annotation, biological process: L-serine transport; L-glutamate transmembrane transport. Lineage: Eukaryota; Metazoa; Chordata; Cladistia; Polypteriformes; Polypteridae. Gene Ontology annotation, molecular function: L-alanine transmembrane transporter activity; symporter activity; L-threonine transmembrane transporter activity. The transcript has 8 exons. The record is from RefSeq and is a predicted model, not a curated record.
AUAGUGUCGGUGGAUCACGUAAGGGACCCUCGCACUGCACCAGCGCCAGCUUUCCAGGAGUUGCAUCAUUCGAAGCGGAGACCCCCGCCUCCCCCACGCCCCCUCCUGCUCUGUAUUGGCAGCUCGCUGUUACGGCUGCGUAUUUACUCCGCGCUUAGAUUCUGCUGCACAAAGGCUUGCCAAGCAACUUUCCUCCUGUUCGGCUUACCGGUUAUUGGGCCAAAUGGGCAAAACGAAGGAAAUGAACGGCCACGCCGGCGGGCAGGAGGAAUUCGCCGUGUCAGCGACCAUCCAAGUUGAAGAGAAAGACAUCGGGCGGCCAAAGCGGAACAAGUUAGUGGGCUUCUUACGGAGAAACAAGCUGGUGAUCCUGACGGUGUCCGGAGUGAUGGUGGGCGUGGGUAUCGGACUGGCCGUGAGGAGGAUGGAGCUGAGCCGGGCGCAUAUGAUUUACUUUGCCUUCCCCGGAGAGAUGCUCUUACGGAUGCUGAAAAUGAUCAUCCUGCCCCUUGUGGUGUGUAGCUUGGUCUCGGGGGCUGCCAGUCUUGAUACCAGGUCCCUGGGAAAGUUAGGAGGCAUAGCCGUGGCGUACUUUCUAGUGACCACACUGAUUGCGUCUGGCAUUGCCGUUGCCCUCGCCAUCAUCAUCAAGCCAGGAGAGGGCGCAGGGAGGCUGAACACCAACAGCCUGGGGCUGAGUGACACUGUCAACACUAACAAGGAGACUGUGGACUCCUUCCUGGACCUGGCAAGGAACUUAUUUCCAGCAAACCUUGUUGCAGCAGCCUUUAGAUCGUACGUAACGGAGUACAAGACCAUUCAUAUAGGAAACAUCACCGAAGGAAGUGCCACUUUUCAAAAGAUUCCAGUUGGCACAGAAGCUGAGGGCAUGAACAUCUUGGGUCUGGUUCUCUUUGCCAUUAUAUUUGGAAUAGCUCUGCGAAAGCUUGGAUCUGAAGGGGAAGAAUUAAUCCGGUUUUUCAAUUCUUUUAAUGAAGCAACAAUGGUCAUUGUAACGUGGAUUAUGUGGUAUAUUCCUAUUGGAAUCACAUUCCUGGUAGCAAGCAAAAUUGUAGAAAUGGAAGACAUUGUUCUCCUCGUCACCAGUCUUGGAAAAUAUAUACUUGCGUCGAUUCUUGGGCACAUAAUACAUGGUGGAAUAGUCCUGCCUCUUAUCUACUUUGGACUCACCCGAAAAAACCCUUUCAGUUUUCUCUCAGGCCUGAUUACUCCUUUUGCAACUGCUUUUGCCACCUGCUCCAGCUCUGCUACUUUGCCUUCUAUGAUCAAGUGCAUUGAAGAAAACAACGGUGUCGAUAAAAGAAUCAGUAGGUUCAUUUUACCUAUUGGAGCAACUGUAAACAUGGAUGGGGCGGCGAUCUUCCAGUGCAUCGCUGCAGUUUUCAUUGCCCAGUUAAAUGGAGUUGAACUAAAUGCAGGACAGAUCUUCACUAUUCUUGUUACUGCAACCGCCUCAAGUGUUGGAGCUGCAGGAGUCCCUGCUGGAGGAAUCAUCACCAUUGCAAUUAUUCUAGAAGCCAUUGGCCUCCCAACAAACGACUUGUCACUCAUGCUCGCAGUCGACUGGAUUGUGGAUCGAACCACCACUGUUGUGAAUGUUGAAGGUGAUGCACUUGGUGCCGGUAUUCUCCAUCAUAUUAACCAGAAAGCAAUGAAGAAGGAACAACUCCAUUUGGAAGAUGUGAGGGUGGAAGCUAUACCCAACAAUAAAGCAGAAGAAGAGACAUCUCCACUAGUCAUGCAUAGGAGCACAGCCAUUACACCUACCGGGUCGGAGGACUCUGACAAUAAAGAGUCAAGUCUAUGAUGUGAAGGGACCAGCCACACUAUAAGCUCAUUUUUGUAUUGUUGUCUAGUAUACAAGUCACACUGUUUUGUUCAACUUUAUGUCUCUGAACACCCAGGUAACUAAAACAAACGUCACUACUAACAUCCAUGUAGCCUUAACUGUGAAAGCAGGGCAAACUGAGCCAUGAAAGGCACAAUAUGGGCCUCUUCUUUGUGUGUUACAUACGUGCCAGUGUGUCAGAGCAAAUCAGGAUCAAAGGGUUCUAGGCCAUCACGAGUAUAACCCUUUUUCAGCAUCUGUUUUGGAAAACAAAAAAUAAGGAAAGGACAUAGCUUACUAGACAUGCUUGGCAUAAUUCUGUAAAAUACAGGGAACUCAGUGAUUCCCAUAUUAUCUAGUGUAGAACUGUAGGGCACAAGAUGUUUUUCCAUUAUAAUAGCAUUCUUAAAUAAAUACUGUAUUGGAAUAUUUUGUAACAUAGUUAUAAAAUAGUAUAUUUAAUCAUAUUAUUUACUGUAGCCAUUAAUUUGUUGUCAGUACAAUGUUUCGUCCUUUGAGCUUAUUGUUCAAUGAAAAAUCUGUUAAAGAUUAGGAGGGACCACAUUCUUUACUUUAUUAAGCACCAUUCAUAGCCUAACCAUCAUCAGGUGCUUCACCCGAGUAAAAGGACACAUUUGAAAGUAAACACGUGUCAUAAACAUGCUACACAUAAAGUAAAUUAAAAUAAGUAAAGAAGAGCUGAGCAAUACAUUGGAGCUGAUGAAUAGGCUGAGAGAGUACAGCUGUUACAGAAGUAGACAGAAGUGCAAGAGAGAAGAGCGAGGCCUUAAAGUCUUUAGAUCUGAAAGAGUCCACCCGUGUCGCUUCAUGCAUUCCAGAGGUGUAGGAGCCACAAAACUAAAUGAGUAUUCAUCGAGAAAGUUUGAGUAUCAAAGCUGCUCUUGCCUUUUCUGUAAAAAUCAAAAGAUUAUAAAAACUUCAUAAACGUUUUUUUGAGUAUAAGCUAUUCAGGCAUAUUAUGUGAAACACAACACAUCCAGAUUUAUGCAAGAUGAGAGGUGAAGGUCUAUCAUGGAGCUACUUUAAACUUCACCACUAGUCAUCUUGUCCCAUUUACCUGCAGUACUUUGUGAAAAAUGCACAUAACAUUUUGUAAGAUUUACUUUCAAACAAUUUUUAUUUCUUCCAACCAAUGUGUUCAUGUUGAAGAUAAGAUUCAGAAAUAACAGAUGGCAUAAGCCUUAUUUACUCCCUUCCUAAUUUUAAACACUGCUAUUAUAAUUUGCCUUCAUUUACAUUAACUUAAAAUUACGAAAUUUAACUGCUUCAGGUUUUCCUUCAGAUUAAUGAUGUAGCCCUGAAACCAGUUUUCAGGACUUCCCCUAACAUUCUUGUGGACUUCAUUUAAAAAAUGGAUUGUGAAACAGAACACAGUAUUUAAGAUGUGGCCCCAUAAGAGUACAUCUUCCUCAAUUUGUACUCCAUAACCCAACACCCUAUUGCCUUUAAUAAUGACUUCUUUAUACUAUCUGCUGGUUCAUAGUGAUGUAUCCCCUCGACUUUUCCCAACAUAUUCAUUCUUCACCUCUCCUGCCUUCUGAAUUCCCAGGCAUUCCUUAUCAAAAGCUUCUUGCCAGGCUGACCACAUUUUCAUUUUAAUUGGUCAUAAUUGUUCUUGAUGCCUGGCAAGGCACAGAUUCAGCUGUAAUAUCCUCUGUAUUUAAAACAUAUCACAAUUGGGCAGAGGUGACACUUAUUUUUGCAAAGUGUCAAAACUUAUUUUCAUUUAUUGUUUAUACAAAAUAAUGCUGAUGACAUUACAGACCAGUGUGUGUGUGUAAGUUGGAUGGUAAGAUCCAAGUUUGACUAGUAAUACUUGCUGACCAUGGUGCCAGGAGUGGGUGACUUAAUGUUGGUCAGAUAUGCAAAUAAGAAUUCCAUUGUACUCUGAAUAUGUGACAAAAACAUUCAAACUGCUAAACAUGACUCAGAUGAUAAUAUCAAUAAUGAAUUUAUCUGCUGUUCCCUUCCUUUGCUAAAAAAAAGUUUAAUUUAUUAUCUUAUACUAAGACCACUAUAGCUGUUUUAUUCUAGAUGGACAAGAACCAGAGGCAGACCCUAGAUUUGCUAGAGGGAUUAAAUGUUUUUAGGGUUAGAUUUCUUGACUAUCUUAAGAGCAUCUGGGUAGUCCUAAGGACAGAGCUGCUUGGGAUUGAGUAGCCUAGUCAGUUGUAGUUGUACUCAACACUUUGUGUGAAAAUGAAUGAGUGAAUGAACAUAAAAACAGUAGUCCUGUAUAGUGGAUAUACAGUAGCUGUGCUCUUCCAACAUUUUACUUUAGGGGAGUGUUUGCAAGAAUCAGUUGUUGAUCCAUACAGUUCAUGUUGGGUAUUGUUGUGCUGUGCAUGCAUUAUACUGUAUACAGUGAUCCCUCGCUAUAUCGUGCUUCAACUUUUGCGGCUUCACUCCAUUGCGGAUUUUAA